Closterium sp. Naga37s-1 is the source of this 903-nucleotide messenger RNA. NCBI's taxonomy places the organism in Eukaryota, Viridiplantae, Streptophyta, Zygnematophyceae, Desmidiales, Closteriaceae. The record is from the annotation of a GenBank genome assembly.
AUGCCUAGUCCCUGUUACAGCCACGCCUUGUACAACUCAGCUGAUCCACCCAUUGCCCCUACGCUCACUCAAAGCAUCCAAGGGGUGGGGGAGAAGGAGCGGGGGGUGGGGGUGGGGAAGGGGGAGGGCUGGGGGGCGAGGGUGGGGGAGGAGAGGAUGGAGGGGAGGGAGGAGGACAGGGAGGAGGGAAGGGGGGAGGAGAGGGAGGAGGGAAGGGAGGGGGAGAGGGAGGAGAUGGAGAGGGGGGAGGAGGAGAGGGAGGAGGAGAGGGAGGCGGGAAGGGAGGAGGAGAGGGAGGGGAUGGAGAGGAGGGGGGAGGAGAAGGAAGAGGUGGGGAGGUUGGAGGGGGAGGGGAAAAGGGAGGAGGUGAGGGGGGAGGGGGUGAAAGAGGAGGGGAGGGGGGAGGGGGGGAAGGUGGAGGCGAGGGUGGGGAGGGAGGUGAAAGCGGAGGGGCAGGGGGAGGGGGGGAGUCGGGGGGGGAAGGAGGUGGAGGAGGGGUGUUGUUGGAGGGAUAAGGUGGGGGAGGGGAUGAGUCGGGGGGGGAGGGUGGGGGAGGGGAGAAGUCGGGGGGAGAAGGCGGGGGUGAGGGGGAGUCAGAAGGGGAAGGGGGGGGUGAGGGGGAGUCAGGGGGGAAAGGCGGGGGUGGAAGGGAGUCAGCGGGGGGAGGAGGGGGUGGGGGGGGCGGGGAAGAAAACGGCGGGGAAGGAGGAGGGGGAGAGGGAGGAAAGGGAGGUGGGGAAAGGGGAGGGGAAGGUGGUGGUUGCGGUGGUGGCGAUGGGGGAGGGGAUGGGGGGGGCGGAGGGGGUUUCCUGGGCAAUCCAGGGGAGGGUGCACCUGGCAGGGAAGAGCAUUCAAGCAAGGAAACAGGCGGGAAGAAAGAGAACGAGAAUGAGAACUGGUUAG